UACAUAGAAGUGUCAACUUAUCAAAUUAUAAUUGACAAAAUAUAUUCAAGUAAAGAUAUUGUUUUGUUGGCAACGAUAACAAACCGCUUUUAUAUUUUGUAGUUUAUGAAACAGAAAAUUUAACAAUUUUAAGAUGUCCUUAACUUUACUAUUAGAGAAAUAUGAUGUUUCUACAGAGGAAGGUUUACAGAAGGCUUUGAAUGAAAUUGAAAAAGAAGAGUGUGAAGUGAAUGAGGCCUUAUCCAGUGCUCUGUCUCGCGCCUGCACUUUGGAAGGACGACUGCGUUCCGCCAGUCAGGCGUACUCAAAAUUGGGAGAAGUCAAGAACGAUGCUCAGGUGGCGGCAGACAUGGUAGACAAGACUGCUGCUUUAGCAAGAGAUGUCAGUGCUAAAGUGAGGCAACUGGACCUUGCUAGAUCUCGUGUUGCAGAAUGUCAGAGAAGAGUCCAUGACCUCAUAGACCUCAGGGUCUGUAGUGCUGGAGUUGAGGCUGCCAUCAAGGCUCAGGAUUAUGAAACUGCGGCUGGCCAUGUUUCUCGUUUCCUGAGUAUGGAGCCGGGGUCGGUGGCGGCCGCGAGGGCGAGGGGUCCCGACCCCCGGACCGACAUGGACGCCGCGGCCCGCACCCUGAGGGAUCAGCUCAGGAUCAAGUUCGAAGAGGCUGCGAAGAUAGAAGACGACGCGUCCGUGGAGAGGCUGUUCAGACUGUUCCCUGAGAUAGGACGCGCCGAGGAAGGGGUGGAGCUGCUCACCGGAUACCUCGCCGCGCAGCUCGAGGCGUCGCUCCGCCGCGCCGGCCAGUCCCGCAGCGGAGGCGCAGUGUUCGCGGACACUCUCACCAGAGCCCUGGAGACCGCGGCGGCCGCCGUGGAAAGACUCCGGAGACUCCUCCCGCCCUCGCGACAUAUGCUGCUCGUACAGGGACUGAGGGCGCUCCAGCCGACCGUGUGUUCGUCCGUCCGUCGUAUAUGGAGCGAGCUGUCUCCCCGCCCUCGGCCUCGACCUCCGCACGAUAAGCCCGACCCCCUCCGCCUGGAGCCCGCCCUCUCGGAGCUGGCGCUAGCUCUGUCCAGGAUGCAGCUCUACUUCAACUUCCUGAGACGUCGCCCCGAGCACGACGCCAGCCUGACCGACGACGCCAGGAGGGAGAGCGUGCGGGCCAUCGACAGGAUCAUAGCGGAGUGUGACAUGACGCUCACCGCGCAGGAACAUCUGGCGCACUACCUCGAGCUGGAGAGGUACUUCCUGGAGGAGAGCGUCAACAAGGCCAUGAAGCUGUCCGCCGCCAGCUGCGACGACCCCGGCUCCAGCCUUGUGGACGACGUGUUCUAUAUCACGAGGAAAGUCAUCAGGCGCGCGAUAUCCACGGGCAGUGUGGACGGGAUGUGUGCCGUCAUGAACGAGGCGGGCGCGCAGCUGGAGCGAGCGGCGCGGGCGCUGCGCAGGGGGCUCGCGGUCACCCCGCACGACGUGCUGCCGCUGGCGCCGCCCCGGACCACGCCCGCGCCCGCCCCGCCCGAGGCCGAGGUGUACCUGGCGCACCUGGCCGAGGCCGAGGCGGGGGCGGAGUGGACGGAGCGACUAGCCACCGAGGCCUGCUCGGAGGCGGAGGCGGCGGCCCGGGCGUCGGCCGGGGCGUGCGACAAGCUGCGCUCGUGUGCGGCGGGCCUUUCGGGCGCGGCGGCGUCCUUCCGCGCCGUCACCGAGCUGGGCGUGUCCUCGCUGAGGGCGGCGCUGCUCCCGGCCGUCACCGCCUGGGGCGACGCGCUCGUGGACCCGGACUCGGACGUCGAUGAGCUGGCGGAGGAGGCCGGGGCGCUACCGGCCGCCCUGGACACGCUGGCCGAGGUGCUCCGCGGGCGACUGGCGUCGGCCGGGGACCUGCUGCUCACCGGGGUGCUGGACGACCUGCUCACGCGAGCACACAGGACGCUACUUAAAAACACCUACGACAGGCGCGGAGGCCUGGCGACGGAGCGUCGUUGCCGCCGAGUCUCCCUGUGGGCGGGCACGGGAGCCCCGGCGGCCCGGGAGAAGGCCCGCGCCCUGAGCGCGGCCGCAGCGCUGCUGGCGCUAGAGAGGCUGGAACACGCGCCGGACGCCCUGCCGCCCGCAGCGCUCACACCCGCCGCCGCCAGGGACGUGCUCGCGAGACGAUCCGACUUCAAGCUGGAGGACAUCAAGCGUCUGAAGCUGUGAAGAUGCUGCAUCGUGUGACGCUGAAUGUGUUCCCUGCCGUAUUCAGAUACUGUAUCAGGCUUUGUAUGUAAAUUAAACUAUCACUAACGUAUUCGCUUUAUAAUUUUAUUAUAUCACAUCUAUCGAAUACUUCAGCAUCCGUGGCGACGGGCGAGCGCGGUGACAUAGUGUGUGAGUUGGUCUCGUUACUUGCCAUCUCCUUCCAAAGAUUUCUCAUUUUCCUAGCUCAUAGCCCUGAAAGCAAGCAGAAUGCUCUUAUGUCGAUGUUUGUGUCCAGCCGUUUAUUGUAUAGAAAUGAUACUCUUCACCGGCCUAUAUAAUUUUUUAUGUAAACCUUGAAUAUAUAGCCUUCUAUGUCAGGAGCCUCCUUCACAUAUGGUACUACAGGUCGUCGCUCAACUGUGGACUGCGUCAAGCGGUUCUGGUGAUGCUGGUGGUAUCCCGGCUGCUUGUGGUUCCAGUCUUGGUAUGGAUGUCGACCUCAGUGGUGCCGCUUUUGCUUUUGUACUAGGAGCUACAAGUUCCUGUUCCCCAGAACAGUACUGCGGAGGACGCCGAUUCACUAGUGUCAGUGAACACGUGAAUCUGUAGCGGUAUUCUGUCAGUGUACGGAUAUCGUGUGAUAUUAAGUGUGACGUCUGUUCUCUUCAUUGUUCCGCCAAAUCUUCUUCGUUUCCCCGUCCCUCCCGGUUCUCCUUUUUGCCAACUAACAAACUUUUUGCAAUAUUUUUUGUGCCUUGAUGGUAACCGGCUAAGCGACACAGAGAGGGUCAAAUAGUGACAUGAACUCCGUCAGUUUUUCGGUCUUCGUAGGUAUCUUCCCUUCUAAGAGAGUUGGUGUGAUUCGAGUCAGGUUCAGGUUAAAGGUAAAUCCGUCUCUGCCGAGCAUCUAGAGUCUAGAUAACUUCUAGGACUCGUUCCAUUUUGUCUUGGUCACCAUAGAGUUUUGUCGGUAUACAAUGUAUCGAGCUUGUUUGUGAUAUUUUUUCCAAUUUUAUUUGAAUGUCACGUUUUUCCACCAAUGUUUUACGUUUAUCGUCUGUGUUAGAGCACUCAAAACCAGAUGACCUUAAAAUCUUGCGCAAUGUUUUUAUGCAGACCUAAAAUCGAUAUCUUUUUUUCAGAUAAGACUUCAUUAAGUUUUUUAAUGUUGGCAUUUCUUCAUAUUCUGUGAGAGAGGACAUCAUUGUCUUACGUAACACAGAUAUAUCAAAAUCUUCCAGAUAUAAUUUUGGACACGUGCGUUGUCUUUUUGAUGGUGAUUAAAAAAACAAUCCGUGGCAUGUCAGUUAAGGUGCUGGCUGCAGCGCGUUUCACCUCUUGUAGUAUGUUUGAUAUGAUAUGUCCGCUAUAACCAACUGCUGGGGCAGUGCGCCACAUGACAUCAUUCAAAUUUUGAACGCAGUUUUCAGCUUCAUGUUGCAAUCGGUGAUACAACUUAGCUAUAAUUCCUAUACCCUAUAAAAUCAUAACAAUGGGUAUUAGUGAAGAUAAUAUAUUUUAAGACGUAAACAUGAACACAUGAACAAUCUCAUAGCAAACGAGCUAAACAGUACGAGUUCUUUUCGUUAACAAAAUCAUUGGUUCUCCGAGUUAAGUAAGUAGUUAUUUACUUAACUCCGAAGAUACUUUUUCGUAAUCUUUGUUGUCAUAAUAUUUUUCUUUUCUGCUGACGGUACUUUGAGAACGAAGCGCGCCCACGGUUCAGCCUACCCGGUGCUUGUGUAAUCAACAACCAAUGUGUGUUGCAACACUCGCAUCUGAUUUUUUUACGUUGUCACAAGACUGAUGGCGUGUUCAGUUUUAGAUUAGACAAUCUACACUUAUAUAUUAUUUAAAUGAUAUGUUUUGUUAUACGCGCCAUUAAUUUUUAAAGAAGCGUUUGAUUAGACACUUGUUAUUUACUUUUCAACGUCACAGUUGUGUGUCAUGUGUGGAAGACAUAAAAGGAUUUGUUUCACAUAAAAGAAAUCAAAAAAGUAGAGCAUUUGCUUUAAAAUGAUUUAUUGCAUUGUAAUAUUAAAGCUACAAUGUUGAUAUAAUAUUCAUAAAAAAAUAUUAAUUAAUAUGUAACUAUACAAAAUAUAAUUGCUGUGCAUAAAGUUUAAAUGACAUAUAAAAAUAAUCAACUUACUGUGUUAUAGUAAAUCUGUUUUUUAUGAGUCAUAUAAAAUGUUGAGGUCACAGGUUAAAAUCCUGUCAGCGUUAUAACAAAUUUUAUAGAUCCUUAUCAAGAUUAUAUAUUUUGUUAACCUUUAAAGGCACUUUGGUGCUUGUGCGACUAACAGUUCUACUUAACAAUAACUACAUAACAAAAUGAACUGAGAAAUACAUCGUUACGUUCAUAGAAAAUAUUAAAACUAUAAGCAAUGUUGGCUAACAAUAAAAAAUAACAUUGAGGAACAAACAUUACGAUAAACAUGUACAGCUUGAGCUUUCCCUGUAUAUGAACAAACAAACAAAGGGUAACAUCACAUGAUCCGUCAACGAUAAAGUAUUGAACACAAACUGAACUUAACAUACUACCUAUAACUAGAGAGGUUAAGUACACAGGUUUACUUAAAACUAAAUUAACUCUGAUUGUGAAUAUAUAAAAAAUACUUAAUAACAUGAGUAGAGCAGUGACACACACCAUAGUGUUGGUGUCCCGUGCUCGUCUCUUCCUAUGUUAUGACAUGUAAAGAGAAUAACAAAUAUUAUAUAAUAAUACAAAGGAUGUUAGCUUGUAUUGACACAAAGUAGUGUGUAGGGACAUGUAACACGUUCAGCAACUGAUAAAAAUAUGAUAAUUUACAAGACUUACAGAACAUGUAUGACAUUCAAUAGUUUGGUGUGCAUUUAAAAUUAAUAUAAUGCAUUAGAAAAGUUUAUUCAACAAAAUUGUCACUAAGCUCGAAUUGAAGAUUCAGAUGUGGACCGUAUUACACUAGUGUCAUGUGUUAGUCAAACUAUGAUAGUGUAAUGUUAGGUGCAUGUUAGUUUUAAUAUCCUUCCCUGGUGACGGUGGUCUGUUUGGAGACGACCCUCGUGCCCUGAGCCAGCCCCCCGGCCCGAGCUGCUCUCCAUUUGAGGUAAGCAUCCACACAGUACGCCAAUGUACAGGAGAAACCAAAGAACUGAAAACCAUAUACAUUUUUAUAAAUAAUGUUAGGUUUUUUGGACUUGACUUUUGCAUCAUUCAUUAAUUACCAUGGUUAAACAAAAAGUGUACAUGUAAAACAAUGUGAAAUAACCUUAUACUCACAACAACGUCCUAUAGCACAAAUAUGAAAAAUGUAGUCAUACAAGAAAUUAAAUUAAGAAGGAUUUCUGGUACAUAUAUAGUUAAACUGAUGGAAUACAUUAAUAACAUUUAUUACGAUUGAAAUAUAUGAGGAAACACUAGAGAUAUUAGACUGACCGCUGCUGCCGCGUGGGGGUUGUCGUGUACGGUGACGGCGAGCACGGCAGCCAGAAGGUAGAGGAACGUCCACAGCGCCGUGAACAGCAGCUCGAUCUUCAACCACGGGAUCUUGUAGAACUUCUCCACGAUGUGGAACAGGUAGAAGCCCAGCAGGAUGCCGGUGAACCAGAACGCGAUCAUCGAUAUCCAGCUGAAGAACAGACCCUUGCUCGCGUUGUUGAAGUGAGAGAAUUGAAUGCAGAUGAAACCCAGCAGACUGAACACCUGGAGUGUCAAUAAUCGACUGGUGUAGUGGCGGGCAGCAUGGCUGCAGCCGCCAUGGCAGCUACUGGGAACGUACCAUCCGGCAGCAUUAUAGCUAGAGCAACAUCCAUGGCUAUGAGAGCCUAAGGUUACUCCAUGGAUUUCGGUGUUGCUAAACUGUGAGCCCAAUAAAUGCUGUCAUUAGAAA
Messenger RNA from Danaus plexippus (monarch butterfly), 6054 nucleotides. RefSeq names its product conserved oligomeric Golgi complex subunit 4 (gene Cog4). The coding region runs from base 134 to 2200 and encodes 688 amino acids. Lineage: Eukaryota; Metazoa; Arthropoda; Insecta; Lepidoptera; Nymphalidae. The record is from RefSeq and is a predicted model, not a curated record. The transcript is spliced from 15 exons.